CGACGUUCCGUUUAGAGACACCGUUUCACUUCCUGUUUGAAUUCACAACAAGAGCCGAACCGCUGAAGCUAAUUCAUUUGAGCAGCUUUUGCUCAACAAACGUUAAUGUAGCAUAAAUACUUACAGACAACAAUGAUUCCUUACACUGUCAACAUCAAACUCGCGGCUCGGACGUUGACUGGCACUCUCAAUUUGCAGAAUAAAACCGCGGUGGAUUGGGGUUGGCAGGGGCUGAUAGCUCAGGGAUGUCACUCCAGUAUCCUCAUCAUCGACCCAAAGACAUCCCAGACCAUUCAGGUUCUAGAAAGGCACAAAGCCAACGUGGUCAAGGUGAAAUGGUCCAGAGAAAACUAUUACCACAACCUGAGCUCACCCUACUGUCUGCGGCUGGCCUCUGGAGAUGCCUCAGGGAAGAUCAUAGUUUGGGACGUGGUCAGCGGCACUGCCCAUUGUGAGAUCCAGGAGCACUCCAAACCUAUCCAAGACUUGGAGUGGUUGUGGAAUCAGGAUGCAUCUCGUGAUCUGCUGUUAGCCGUCCACCCUCCCAACUACAUCGUCCUGUGGAAUGGAGACACAGGCACAAAGCUGUGGAAGAAGAGCUAUGCUGAAAACAUCCUCUCCUUUUCUUUUGACCCCUUCGAUCCAUCCAACAUGGCAUUACUGACCAGCGAGGGAAUAGUCUUUAUCACAGACUUUACCCACUCCAAGCCCCCAGGCAGUGCUGGCAAAAAGGUGUACAUCGCCAGUCCGCAUGCAAGCCCCGCCCACACCAAACCUGCUCCGGCCCCCGCUCUCCCGGCCCCUACUGGUGCCAAGAAGGCUCUCAACAAGGUCAAAGUGCUCAUCACCAAUGAAAAACCCACUGCGGAGGCGGUGACGUUGAACGAUUGCCUUCAGCUGUCCUACCUGCCAUCCAAGAGGAACCACAUGCUGCUGCUUUAUCCCAGAGAGAUUCUCAUCCUGGACCUGGAGCUCAGCCAGACGGUGGGCGUGGUGUCCAUCGAGCGCUCCGGGGUGCCCUUCAUUCAGGUUAUUCCUUGUGCUCAGCGGGACGCCCUCUAUUGUCUCCAUGAGAACGGUUGUAUCACCCUUCGAGUGUGUCGCUCCACCACCACUACAGAGGAGGCAGCAGACCCAGAACAGAGCGUCCAGGAGCUCAUGUACGACCUUCGCUCUCAGUGCGAUGCAAUCCGAGUCACCAAGACAGUCCGGCCGUAUCGCAUGGUUAUCUGCCCUGUCAACGAAAACAACGCUGGGCUCAUGGUCAGCGACGGCAGAGUCAUGCUGUGGGAGCUCAAAGCUCACACUGGCAAGCCUGCAGCCAAUCCUAAUUCGGGUCUGUCGCCGCUCUACUCCCCCGUGUCGUUCUGUGGAGCUCCGCUGGGUCCAAACCAAAAAAGGAUUCAGGAUCUCUCUCUUAACAGCAUGAUCGGCCAGACCUUGAUUGCUGGUGAGAGUCUUCCUCCAUCAUCCAACCAGACGGAGGUCCAGUUAAAGUUCCUGCUGACCGGCCUGCUGUCUGGUCUGCCGCUGCCACCGUUUUCCAUUCGCAUGUGCCCACCACUCACCACCAAAAACAUCAACCACUACCAGCCCCUGCUGGCUGUAGGCACCAGUAACGGUUCUGUACUGGUCUAUAACCUGACCAGUGGUCUUCUCCACAAAGAACUCAGUGUCCACUCUUGUGAAGUCAGGGGGAUUGAAUGGGUGAGUCUUACCAGUUUCCUAUCCUUCGCCACUUCUUCCCCCAACAACAUGGGCCUGGUGCGAAACGAGCUGCAGCAUGUCGACCUGUCUACUGGCAGAUGCUUUGCAUUCAGAGGUGAGCGAGGAAAUGAUGAGCCACCCAUUGAGAUGAUUAAAGUGUCCCACCUCAAACAGUAUCUGGUGGUGGUCUUCAGAGACAAACCCCUGGAGCUUUGGGACACCAGGACAGGAACACUUCUGCGGGAGAUGGCUAAGAACUUCCCCACUGUCACUGCUCUGGAAUGGUCCCCGUCCCACAAUCUGAAGAGUCUAAAGAAGAAGCAAAUGGCAGCGAGGGAGGCCAUGGCUCGGCAGACGGUGUCAGACGCGGAGCAGAGUUGCGUUGAAUCCUCAGUCAUCAGUCUCCUACAGGAUGCAGAGAGCAAGUCAGAGACCAGCCAAGCCAUCUCAGCCAGAGAGCAUUUUGUAUUCACCGACACAGACGGGCAGGUCUACCACAUCACCGUAGAGGGCAACACAGUCAAAGAUGGUGCACGAAUUCCCCCUGAUGGAAGUAUGGGCAGUAUCGCCUGCAUUGCCUGGAAAGGUGACACAUUGGUGCUUGGAGAUGUGGACGGUAAUCUCAACUUCUGGGACCUCAAAGCUCGUUUAUCCAGGGGGAUCCCGACACACCGUGGCUGGGUGAAGAAGAUUCGCUUUGCCCCAGGGAAGGGCAACCAGAAGCUGUUGGUCAUGUACACAGAUGGAGCAGAGGUCUGGGACACCAAAGAGGUUCAAAUGGUCAGCAGCACGCGCAUCGGUCGCAACGUGAACUACCGCAUCCUAGACAUCGACUGGUGCACAUCAGAUAAGGUUGUGCUGGCCUCCGACGACGGCUGCAUCCGAGUGCUGGAGAUGGCCAUGAAGUCCGCCAGCUACAGAAUGGAUGAACAAGACCUGACGGAUCCAGUGUGGUGUCCUUACCUGCUGGUUCCCAGAGCCGCUCUCACCCUCAAGGCAUUCCUUCUCCUGCAGCCCUGGUCAGGAACCUUCACCAUGGAUAUCACUCAAGUAGACUACACUGAGAAAAACGAGAUAAAAGGUCUCAUCCAGGAGCAGCUCAACUCGCUGUCUAAUGAUGUGAAGAGUGUGCUACAGGACCCAGAGUUCAGUCUGUUGCAGCGAUGCCUCCUGGUUUCACGGUUGUUCGGGGACGAGUCAGACCUUCACUUCUGGACGGUGGCAUCCCACUACCUUCAGUUGUUUGCUCAGGCUCGUCAGCUCAGUGUGGCCACAGCAGACGGUCAGGCCCCGAGUGAAGGCAUCCCGCCAUCACAACAGAACCACCUGGACAUUUGCCACGACGUCCUGUGUGAGAGCUCGUACUUUCAGAAGUUCCAGUUGGAUCGGGUUCACCUGCAGGAGGUGAAGCGCACCAGUUAUGAACACACCAAGAAGUGUGCAGACCAGCUCCUCCUGCUGGGUCAGACGGACAGGGCGGUGCAGUUACUACUGGAGACGAGCGCCGACAACACCAGCUACUACUGUGAUUCGCUCAAGGCCUGUCUGGUGACCACCAUUACCUCCUCAGGCCCCUCACAGUCCACUAUCAAACUAGUGGCCACCAACAUGAUCGCUAAUGGCAAGCUAGCAGAGGGAGUACAGCUGCUGUGUUUGAUUGACAAGGCAGCCGACGCCUGCCGCUACUUGCAGACCUACGGGGAGUGGAACCGAGCCGCCUGGCUGGCUAAGGUGCGUCUCAGUCCAGCAGAGGGCUCAGACGUACUGAAGCGCUGGGCCGAGCACCUGAUCUCCCCGCAGGUCAACCACAAGUCCAAAGCCAUCCUGGUGCUGCUGUCACUGGGCUGCUUUUACAAAGUGGGAGAGAUGCUCCACAGCAUGAGGCACUUUGACCGCGCCGCCCUCUUUAUCGAAGCCUGUCUGAAGUCCGGGGUGAUGGAGGCCAAUGACUCUUCCAAUAAACUCAUCGAGGCUGCGUUUUUGGACUAUGCCCGGCUGCUCCGCUCGCUGGGCCUGCGGGAGGGUGCUGCCCUGUGGGCGUCACGGGCCGGCAGUGCAGGGGAGCAGCUGAUGGAGGAGCUGUUCCAGGGAGAGGGAGGUGUUCCAGAAACCAUUCUUGGCGGAGAAGAAGUCAAGCUGGGCCAGGAGAGCGCUGAGUGACCUCAAGGACGGGCGGUUUGGGAGAUCACGGAUGGCGUGCACAUUAUCGCAGACCAAGUGUCCGCCAUUCAUUCUAACUUCAGCAACUUAACAUUUGUGAAUGAACUUUGUGUCAGCAUCCAAGGGAAUCAUGAUCAUCAUCUCCUCACCAGGAGAAGGAAGAGCUGUGCAGAGUUUCCUCCAUGUGAAGUUGUCAGUUGUCUGUGACUUUUCUGAGUUUCUUAACGUUUGGUAUGAACAGUGUGAGUUUGUGUGCAUAUAUGUGAUGCAUGUAACAGCCCCAAAGGAAACACCCUUCUUUCCUGAUUCCCCCCAACAAGUGGAGUUAUACACAUUGUUGUUAUUCACCUUGAUAUCGGUGUGUGAUUUCGUUGGUUAAUUAAUUGAACUAGAUUCAUUUUUAAAUGGUUAAACUUUCUUUUUUGUGCCCGUAUUGAUCAUUUCAAAGUACUGUUGCAGCUCUGCAGGUUCAAUUAGCCUUUUUGCUGCUGAAAUUAAAUCUGGUAAAUUUAUCCCAAAUUAAUAAAUUAACUAUUUCAUUUUGAAAAUGCACUCCCCCAAAGCUACUGUGACUGAAUUCCAAAAUUCACUCUUUGCUUUUUCAUUUAGCGAAAACCAAUUGAAUCUUUAUAAGAGGCAUCUAAACAGACACAUAACAGAGUGGAUGUUUUCUCUCCAGCAGGUGGUGACUGACCAAAGCCCCUGCAGAUGGGAAGAUAGUGAAAUUACUGAGCCAGGCUGCCCUGCGCUCAUUACACAUUUAUUAAAAUAUUAUCUCCCGGCACACCGAGGAGAGAAGAAUCUGACCGCUGCCACCUAAGAGAUACCAUUUAAUUAGCUUGUGUAGAGUUCAGCUCAGUUAAAUAGAUGCUGAUUGUUCAUUAAUCCAAAUUGAGGUUUUCUGUGCGUUACAAGACGAGCGGGCAUAACGCGUUGUAACUCAUUUGACCUCUGACGGAUCGUUUAUACACAAGCAAUACAAAGUGCUGCUCCCACUGUCGCUCGUCACAAUCACAACACCUGACGCACAACAGCAGUAGUUUAGACUCGUGACUCCUGCUCUGCUUUUAAUCAACACUGUACAUUCUACAUCCAGUGAUCUUUAAAAUCAUCUGUAUGACAAUGCAACGACUUUAGUGAUUGUGUGUUUUUUUUGUUUUUUUUAAAUUGCCUUGUAACAUGUUAAGUUGUCCUGAAGUGAGACACUAACUCCAUCCACAGGACUUUUCGUGCGUUAUUGUGUUUCAUAAACACGUGCUGUUUCUCUUCUGUGUUGCGUUUUUACCCCAGGCACUGUCACUAUGGCAACCCAGGCUUAUUUUCAUGGUGGGGGGGGAUAUAUAUGCUGUUCCUGUAGAUCCAUUUCACACAGCCCCACUAACGCACUAUAGGAUCACAUCGAGUCAGCCUCGGGUCACCUGGAGUUUAGCUGGUGCUGUGUCUCUUUUCCCAGUAAUGCAGUAUUGUGGAAGCAGCGUGUACUUUACGUUAGGAUUAACACGUGCUGCUUGUCUUUGUACUAAAAACGAACUUGACAAAAUGAUGCUGUUCAGCGUGUAGACGGGUGAGAAGACAUUCCUCAAACAGUAUGUUUUGUAAGAACAAGUCAUUGUAACGUUAAAGCCUGUUUUCAUUGUUCUCUGUUCAUUGUUUACACAGUGAUCCUGAUGCUUUAAGCUAUAUAAAUAUUACAAGAGAAGAAAAGAUAUAUGUAUAUAUAUAUGGAUGGCAAUAAAAUCAAUAUAAUUAA
Hippoglossus stenolepis (Pacific halibut) is the source of this 5617-nucleotide messenger RNA. It is a transcript of the gene wdr11, whose product is annotated as WD repeat domain 11. NCBI's taxonomy places the organism in Eukaryota, Metazoa, Chordata, Actinopteri, Pleuronectiformes, Pleuronectidae. The transcript has 29 exons. The record is from RefSeq and is a predicted model, not a curated record. Gene Ontology annotation, molecular function: protein binding. The coding region runs from base 133 to 3867 and encodes 1244 amino acids. Gene Ontology annotation, cellular component: cytoplasm.